Siniperca chuatsi (mandarin fish) is the source of this 5860-nucleotide messenger RNA. It is a transcript of the gene ctbp1, whose product is annotated as C-terminal binding protein 1. Lineage: Eukaryota; Metazoa; Chordata; Actinopteri; Centrarchiformes; Sinipercidae. The coding region runs from base 812 to 2158 and encodes 448 amino acids. The transcript has 11 exons. The record is from RefSeq and is a predicted model, not a curated record. Gene Ontology annotation, molecular function: transcription corepressor activity; oxidoreductase activity, acting on the CH-OH group of donors, NAD or NADP as acceptor; NAD binding.
GUUAGCCACUUAAAGUCCUCAAAUGUUUGUGUUUGGGUUAGCUAGCCAACAUCGACUAGCUAGCUGCCGUGCUAUGUAUUUAGUUAGCGUUAGUUCGGAUCGCGAUUCAGAAGUUAAUGCAGGCUAUACUACCCCACAAAGAACAGACUAAUUGUGAUAUAUUUGUCAACUAACAAGACCUAAAUAACUUAAGUAUUUGCAUGGAACAUAUAAACAUCAUCCACCAUUCACCUUCCCGGUUAUUCUUGAUAGCUGAGAAACGGCUUAGCUAGCACCAGAAGCUAGUUAGCUAGUUAACGGUAACUUGGUUGCUAACGAGGGGCUCCCGAACCAUUGAUAUUUUCACCAUUAAGUUAUCGUUAAAAGUAGCCACUCGUACUGCCAACUAACGUUGAAUGGUAGCGGUAGUGUUUAACAUUAACUGUUUUCGUGCACUGUGUGUGAGAGAGUGGUUAUUUAUGCAAGCGAAAGUCAAGUUGACCACAAAGUUGUAACGUUAAACCAUGAUUAACAACCCUACCAAGUUAAACAGGAAAACAAAAAUAGUGAAUUGCAAAAGUGAUUGAGUAGCAGCCAGUCUUGAACAAGUUAUGAGCACAAGUUGUCUUGCUUGUGGACAGGGGAUGCACAUGAAACUACAUUUUAUUGACUGCUGUGUAUGGAAUCCUGCAAGGAUUGUGUAAACUAAGUUGUCAACCAGACUGGCACAACAGACAUUGUUCUCCAGGUGAAACUAAGUGGACAUCAUUAAAGGGGGCUCCAUAGCACUUGGAUCUGUUCUUAUCUGUCCCAGGUUCAGACUGCUUGGUCUAUGGCUCUGAUGGACAAACACAAACAGGUCAAGCGACAGAGACUUGACCGCAUUUGUGAGGGUAUCCGACCCCCCAUCCUGAACGGGCCAAUGCACCCGCGGCCCCUGGUGGCCCUGCUGGAUGGGCGCGACUGCACUGUGGAAAUGCCCAUCCUCAAAGAUGUAGCCACAGUGGCCUUCUGCGAUGCCCAGUCCACACAAGAGAUUCAUGAGAAGGUGCUAAAUGAGGCAGUGGCUGCCCUGCUCUACCACACCAUCACUCUGUCCAGAGAUGACUUGGAAAAGUUUAAAGGCCUACGCGUAAUUGUCAGGAUUGGCUCCGGCUUCGACAACGUUGACAUCAAAGCAGCUGCUGAGUUAGGCAUUGCUGUCUGUAAUGUGCCAGCAGCCUCGGUGGAGGAGACAGCCGACACUUCGCUAUGUCUGAUCCUUAACCUGUACAGGCGAGUCACCUGGAUGCACCAGGCCCUCAGGGAGGGAACCCGUGCCUCUAGUGUGGAGCAGAUCAGGGAGGUAGCUGGCGGUGCUGCUCGUAUCCGGGGAGAGACGCUGGGUAUUAUCGGUCUAGGGCGUGUUGGCCAAGCGGUGGCUCUGCGGGCUAAGGCCUUUGGUUUUGGCGUGAUCUUCUAUGACCCCUAUCUGCCUGAUGGCGUGGAGCGCUCACUGGGCCUGCAGCGCAUGGCCACCCUGCAGGACCUGCUCAUCCAUUCUGACUGCGUAUCCCUGCACUGCAGCCUCAACGAGCACAACCACCACCUCAUUAAUGACUUCACCAUCAAACAGAUGCGUCAGGGAGCUUUCCUAGUGAACACAUCAAGAGGCGGUCUGGUUGACGAGAAAGCAUUGGCUCAGGCCCUGAAAGAGGGCCGGAUACGAGGGGCUGCCCUAGACGUCCAUGAGGCAGAACCUUUCAGUUUUUCAACAGGCCCUCUGAAGGAUGCCCCCAACCUGAUCUGUACCCCGCACACAUCCUGGUACAGUGAGCAGGCCUCCAUUGAGGCUCGCGAGGAGGCAGCCAGGGAGGUUCGCCGUGCCAUCACCGGGCGUAUCCCUGACAGUCUGAAGAACUGCGUUAAUAAGGAGUAUCUGAUGGCAGCCUCUCAGUGGCCCAGCAUGGAGGCAGCUACUGUUCACCCAGAACUUAAUGGAGCCACUUACAGAUUUCCUCCAGGUCUGAUCAGUGUUGCAGCAGCAGGGGGUCUCCCCGGAGCUGGCGCAGGGGUUGAAAGCCUGGUUUCAGGAACCCUGGCGCACGGCAUCGCCCCCGUCUCCCACCCCCCUCACGCCCCCUCCCCGGGGCAGCCUACUAAGGCUGAAGCCGACAGAGACAUCCCCUCCGACCAAUAGCCCCUCCUGCCGCCGCCAGCACAUUCCGUCACAUCUGGAAACCAACCCCCACCUCCACCUCCCAGCAUCAGACACAGCCCGACCCUCCAGUACAUCGGCAGCGCCAGUUUGACCUGAUGUGGAUCUACACGGUCUUGUUUCUCAGAUCACAUAACCAGCCCAGGAGUGACUUAUCCACAGCUAGCCCCAUCCCAUCCACACCCCAAGAACACACACAUCCCUCCAUCUUCGUCCUCAUCUCACCCAUUCACCCACCAUCCCCUCUCCCCUUCACUCCCCCACGUCAGCAAUAACUGUGUUCUCAAGGAUUCAAUGAUUGGAUUGGUUUAUAUCCUUAGUUGGCUGUUGUUUUAAUGGAAAGUUGAUCUGUUGUGGUUCUAGGUGUUAAUGUUUGAUUGUUUAAAAAAAAAAACACAAAAAAAAAGCAUUUCUGACAUGGGGCUUUACAGUCUGCUGUCUCCCGCAGUUCCUCCGACUGACCAGUAGAGGCACAGAGGCAGAAAGGUUGAAGCCCUCCUUUGUACAUUAAUGGCUCAUGUUACUGCUCUCUUCUUCUUCUUUUCUUUUUUUUCUCCCCCCUCCACCUUUCUUGAGAUGGGGGAAAAUGUGUACUAAAGUAAACCAGACAGAAUCACAAACAGUACAUCCUGUCCUCUCCAUCAGGCAUCUCGCUACCCCUCAGCCCAGUUUGGCCCUUGGGCUCUCCCUGGCACUGUCGUCAGCUUGCUCAGCAGAGGGAUCCAUAAUGCUGUCAGUGUGGAGCUCUCAGACUGUCAAAGUGUAUUUUAUCUACUCAGCUCAUACUUCAGAUAGUGAUACCCCAGAUCCUUUGUCACCUUUUUACUGCUGCGACUGUCUAGUUUUAGGACUGUCCCCCCUUUAUUUACACAUGCUUUGCCCCUCAUGGAUUGUUUUGUCAUGAGAUAAUAGCUCAGAGCGUCAUAUCAGAGAGCGCCUAGGCUUUAAUUUCCAUCUCACGCCAGCAGCCAGAGUGCUAUGUGUGAGGUCUUUACACCUGGUGCCCACACAGAAUAAAACGCAGCAGCUUUUUCUUGCUGGAAAAACAGCAUACCAGAGGCCUCGCCAGCAGAGGGCACUCUCUGACUGCUCAGAGCUGAGAGAGUUGCACGCAGCUCAUUUCAGCCAAACAGAUGGACAGUUAUAGGUUAGCUGUAGUGAUGAAGAACAUGAUCACACACUGCCGUCAUUCAGAACACAGGAUGGGUGACCCGGGAUCGACUACCGCCUUAUUGUUUAAUAAGAUCUCACUGCACCCCACCACCACUACCCUGCACUCACCCUCCACUCCUCUCCCACUGUCAUGGCCCACCCUACACAUCUGCUCAUGAACCAGUAUGCAUCCACCAAUUCCUUUAAGCGUGAGGGGACAGUAGAGUUUAGAUUCCCUGUAGGAGCAACGGGACAGUGUUAUUGCAUGCUGGCUUUGUUAUUGACAGUGGUGUGUGUGUGUGUGUGUGUGUGUGUACGUGUACAUGCGUGUGUGUGUGUGUGAGGGUUUGUGUGUGUGUUUGUAUGUUCCCUCACCCUGUUAUGAUAACAAGCUAUUGUCUUUCCAAAGGAAUAGUCCCUAGGAGUAACUCUUUAACGCUGUUGCCCUGGUGUCAAGGGAACACCUUUCUAGUACCUCAGUAACAGAUAUUGAAUGUACCGUGCAUACCCUUUUUAUUUUUUGUACAGAUUUUCUAGAUACUUCUUUACUAUUCUUUACCAGAAGGGUUGUGAAAUUGUAGCAGUAAUGAUACAAUAAAAAUUAAAAAAACAUUUCCCCAUGAAAUAAAUUGACAAAAUCUAUUUAGGUUCGCUAUAGAUCACUGAAUACUCAGGCUUCAAAACCAACGCGUAUCUUUGCCUUUACCUUUUUAUUUCCUCACUGUGGAAAGCAACGCUUUCCCAUUCUUAGACUUCAGACUGUAAUUGAUGUGUUUCGACUUCCAUCUUACUGGCUAAAGAAAAAUAAGGAAAAAACAAAAGGCGGUCGCCAUGGUCUGCUUGUUUUCUUUUUGUAGAACAGUAGUAGUAGAUGCAGUUUUGUUUUUGCCCCCCCCCCGUCAUUGUCAGGCUGCUCUAUCUAUAGUGCAUGUGAGGUAUUUUUUUAGGGGAAAUACUAUUGGCUUAAAGAAUUUGUGUCAUCUUGCUGUUUCCCUCUGCUCCCCAGCCUUUUCCCCCUCAGAGUGUUUUCAACCCGAGUUGCCAUUUUUGUCGUGGUCAGUUUCCAGUGAUGUACAUUUUCCCCUCAGAGUCUAUGAGAGACAUGGAGCAUGUCUGUGUCCAGAGAUGCCAGGCUCCUCUGUCAUGUGAUGAGUAUAUAUUUUUUAAAAAUAACCCCCAUAGUUUGGAUUAUGAGCAUAAUAGUAAUCUUAAAUUUUGCUGUUGAUGAUUAUAUAUAUUUUUUUCAGUUCAGCAGUGCACUGUUAAGAAAACCAUUCUGUUUUAUUGUAGGAUUUAAUUUUUAUGGAUAUGCUGUCUGUGUUCUACAUGUUGUACUGAAACAUUUCAAAGAAAACAAAAGAUCCCUCUCCUGGUGUUUCUUUUAAUAUAAUUCUUUAAUUUCUUUUUAUUUUAUUUGUCUUAUCCCAACUGUCCUUUCCAGCUGAUAUCCUCUGGGCCUUACUUAUUCUCUCCCUGUAAAAGUAGCUGUUAUAGAAAGUCGCCAUGGAACCACUCACUGCCUUAAUACAGUUGACCACAGCAGGUAAAGUCAGGAGACACACCCAGUCGAAAAGAACAGGCCUCAAUCGAGGCCACUUCGCAAAAAGCUCCUCACACCCCGGCAGGCCUAAAUCUGCAGCACCUUGCAUUUCUUUUUCAGUGAUGAACCACAUUUAGCCUUGUGUAGACAGUUUGUUUUUGGCUCAAAGACAUAACUCCAGUGUGAAUGAUUACUGUGCACUCAUAAGAUGUUUUUUUUUUUUUUUCAUUUUAUUUUCAAUAUUUCUAGUCAGCCCGGCAGUGUGUAUGUGCGUAGGCUAACAGAUAAGCACAGUUUGUAUGCUCACAAAGCCACAGCUGAUAUUUCACUCUUGGGUGUGAGAAUGCACCCCCUGCCCACCACCACCACUCUGGGGCUCUAAUAGCGUCUUUCACAGUGCAGCCAGAGCCAUAGUGGGGCUGGGGAAGGGAGGGGGAGCAUAGCAGACACUGGUGUGGUCUGUCCAAAAAAAAGCAGAAAAUUAAGAAUCGGUCACUUUUUCUCUCAGGGUUCAAACGCACACAUAUCCUCCAGCAGUCGCCUCUGUCUCGUGUCCCUGUCGUUACCGCCCUCAGAAUGUAGAACAGCCUCUUGCGUUUUUAGAAACCCUCGUCCCCCCUUUGUGCACAGGUCUGAACUUUAUUUUUAUUUCUGUUUUGCUUUCUUUUGGCACUGACAUCUAACCAUCUAACAAGGAAUGAAUGAAUGAAUGUUGAAAGUGACUGUGUAAUGUUAAAAUUGGGAAAUGUAUUUUUACAACAUGUGAACGUGUUUUUUUUCCACUCACUCUCAUUGUGAAUCGAUUUUUUUUUUCUUUCACCAGACUGCAAAAACAAACAAAAACACAACAACAAAAAAAAUCUCCUGUAACUAGGCUCUUAAGCUUUAUUUUUGUUUUUUGUUUACUUUUUUAUUAGAAACAAUCAUGUUUGUGAUGGUAACUUCCAAUGGUAAACUCCACACCGUAUUUUAAUAAAAUCUUAAAAAUUAAA